Molecule: messenger RNA, 2639 nt
Organism: Schistosoma bovis
Lineage: Eukaryota; Metazoa; Platyhelminthes; Trematoda; Strigeidida; Schistosomatidae
Source: the annotation of a GenBank genome assembly
GCCACGCUACAAUUGGUAAUCCCGAUUCGAAUACAAACUUAUCGCACAAGGAAAAAUCUUGCUUCGGUUAGUCCUAUGAGAACUAGCCAAUCACUCCCUACAUAUGGCUUUGCAAACAAACAUCACUAUAAAAAAACCACGCAUACGGUGAAUACUGGUGACUAUACAAUAACGUAAAGUGACUUAGAGGCAGAAAGUGGGACUUAAAAACAUGUAUUCUCAGAUGAAGCUGAAAAUCUUAGUGUUAACUGAAGCCCACCUCUCUCUUAUGUCACGGGCAAUGGAUUGAACAUUCUCCAAAUAUGGCACGAAACAUAAAAUGAGAGUAAAGAUUUACAUCAACAGUCACUUUAAAGCUGAGAUAACGCCCAACUGCAAACUAGCCAAGUUACCAAAGUGCUGCGUGUGCUACCUCAAGGCAACAGCUCGACCGAUUUGCCGAAGACAACUUGGCGCUAUCACUCCGAAACUCGUUCCGACACUCGUUAAACCGUACUCAGCCUCAUUACAAAGCCCACUUCCUCAUUAGUUCCCUCUCUUAAAAACAGACAUGCAUCCUUUAGACAGAGUAGAGAAAAGGAUAACCAAGUAGGCACUUGGGAUACGGAACAAUUUUGACGACCACGGAUCCCGAUACUUGUGAUUAUUCUCGUUGAGCUACAUGAGAAAAAAUGUGAUAUAAAAGUGGCACUCAGUACAUUAAAUAUGAAAAGUUACUUUACUACAAACAUCCCGGCAGAAAAUCACCACUACGCUCCCCGAAGCAACUCAAGCGAAACACUCAUGCACGCCCAUGCUUUUUCUCACCAAGAUUACCUCCAAAUCUGAAUGUUUUUCGUGCCGGCAGAUACCUGCGGGUUUUUUUUAUAGAAAAAACCAGAUUAGCGGUCGAGUAGGCCUUUAUUCAGACCGUGGGACAGAACAGUUGGAGCGCAAGGUUGUCUUUUUCAGACGUAUAGAUCGGCUUACGCAAGCUAGUCACAUAGAUUUUGGAUAAAUUUGAUAACUUACGAUUAACUACCAAGUUCACGGAAGUUGCUGUAACUGGGUAACCAGACUACUCAGAUGGAAUGAUAUCAUUGACUUGAAACCGUAUAUCACUAUCAAGAUAGGUUUUCAAAUAAAUCAACUGGUUUACAACUCCUGAUCUCAAUGAUAUUGGAUAGUGAAAUUACAACCGUCUCACAUUUGAUUGGAUUUGGAACGACACUUUUUUCUCUAUUAUCGUCACAUAACUUUAAUGAACAUUAAUUUCUAUUGUCAUGAAUAUUAAUUUGAAUAUUUGCAAUGUAACUAUUACUGGGUUAGCAUUUUUCUUUCUUUUCGCUGCAUUUCAAACAGCAUCCUUGACUGCACAAAAUGUUUUGGAAGCUGUCUCAAAACAGCGUAACAACAGUUUUGAUGGCACAGGUUACACUAGCUUAGCGAUUGUGUAUAUCUCAUUUGGUUUAUUCAACUGGUUUGCACCAAUUGUUGUAAUGUAUCUGGGAGAAAAAUAUUCUAUGAUCGCUGGUUCAUUUUGUUAUGCUUUAUACAUUGCUUCAUAUAUUGAACCCUUUGAGUGGAGCCUGUAUUCGGCAUCUUUGGUAAAUGGAAUCGGUGCAGCAGUGUUGUGGACUGCUCAAGGUGCAUUCAUUACCGAUUGUUCUACCAAAUCUAAUUUAAAUCAACAUUUCAGUCUGUUCUGGGGAUUAUUCCAAGCUAAUCAAAUAGUUGGUGGUUUGUACGCUUACCUAUCACUAUCGAAUAUAGAUGAAAUCUCUCGCACAUUACGUAUUCGGCUUUAUGGUGGAUUGUUGGGAUGUGCUAUUUUUGGAAUUUUAUUAUUAUUCACGCUGAGAAAGCCUCAUAAAACAGACAACAUUUCACACCAGCAGUUAAUUAAUAUGGAGAUGAAUUCCUCUGGUGAUAACUUGAGUGAAUUAACUCCAGAUUACUCAACAAUACAAAAUCGUUCGACAGUUUUUCAGUCGACUUUACACUCUUUACGUAGGUCGGUUAAAAUUCUAAUCACAAGACCAAUGAUUUGCAUUCUUGUAGCAGCAGCAUUUACUGGUAUUAAUUUGACGUUCUAUUCAAGUCUAUAUGCUUCUGCGUUAGGACAUUGUUUACAUUUCGGUAGAAAUGCAAAGUCUUAUAUUGGAUUAGCUGGCCUGUUUAUUGGGAUUGGAGAAAUUGUCGGUAGUUUCUCUUCACAUUUAACUCGGUGGAUUCGUUUAGAAGGAGUUCUAGUUAUUUUUGGUUACAUCAGUGCAAUUGUAGCUGGCUAUUUCACUUUCAUGAUGUUACCAACAAACAGUUCUAUAAAAGAUACGGAUGAGCUGUCUUAUAUUACUCCUAAUGUCUAUUUGGCUAUGCUCAUAGCAUUUUUGUUUGGUGGUGUGGAUUCCGUGUGGAACACACAAAUUUCUACUUUAAUUGGUUUCAUUUAUGGUGAACAUGGAAGGGAUGUUACAGUUGGGUUUGCUUUAUUCAAAUCUGUUCAAUCUAUCGUAUCGGGAAUUGCUUUUGUCUAUAGCACUUACCUACUAUUACACUGGCAAAUACUCAUUUUUGUUGUAAUGGCUACUAGUGGUUUGUAUUGCCUACUCAGUGUCUAUUGGUCACAUCUAUCUCGCUCAGUAAAUUUGAUCGCCUAG